AUGUCGCUCGACCAGAUCGGAGCUGGCCAGGCGGUGUACGCCCAGGACGAGGGCAAGAAGGUCCGCACCCACGGCCUCGAGGCUAUCCGUAGCCACAUUCUCGCCGCCCGCGCGGUCACCAACAUCAUCAAGACGUCGCUUGGCCCGAGAGGUCUCGACAAAAUUCUGAUCUCCCCCGACGGAGACAUCAAUGUCACGAACGAUGGUGCCACGAUCCUCUCCAACAUGGAGGUUGACCACCAGAUCGCCAAGCUCCUCGUUGAGAGCCAGGACGACGAGAUUGGUGACGGUACCACGGGUGUUGUUGUUGCCAUCAUCGGUCCAAAGCUGACAUCAGUCCUCGCCGGUGCUCUCCUCUCCUCGGCCCUCUCCCUCCUCGACCGCGGUAUCCACCCCAUCCGCAUCGCCGAUGGUUACGAGAAGGCGUGUGAGAUCGCUAUCAAAGAGCUUGACCGCGUCGCCGACACUGUUCCCUUCAGCAAGGACGACACCUCCAACCUCCUGAAGACUGCCAAGACCUCGCUUGGCUCCAAGAUCGUCUCCCUCGCCGGCGACAAGUUCGCCAAGAUUGCCGUCGACGCUGUCCUCUCGGUCGCCGACCUCCAGCGUAAGGACGUCGACUUUGAGCUCAUCAAGGUCGACGGAAAGGUCGGAGGUUCCCUCGAGGACACUGAGCUCGUCCACGGUGUCGUCAUCGACAAGGACUUCUCCCACCCCCAGAUGCCCCGUACCGUCAAGGACGCCAAGAUUGCGAUCCUCACGUGUCCGUUCGAGCCCCCUCGCCCGAAGACGAAGCACAAGCUUGACAUUGAGAACGUCGAGGAGUUCAAGAAGCUGCGCGCGUACGAGAAGGAGAAGUUCGAGGAGAUGAUCAAGCGGGUUAAGGACACUGGAGCGAACCUCGUCAUCUGUCAGUGGGGCUUUGACGACGAGGCCAAUCACCUGCUCAUGCAGAACGACCUCCCCGCCGUACGUUGGGUUGGCGGUCCCGAGAUCGAGCUCAUUGCGAUUGCCACGAAUGGUCGCAUUGUGCCCCGAUUCGAGGACCUGUCGGCUGAGAAGCUUGGACACGCCGGUCUCGUUCAGGAGAUGUCGUUCGGUACGACGAGGGACAAGAUGUUGGUGAUUGAGGAGUGUGCCAACUCGCGCGCUGUGACUGUGUUCGUUCGUGGUAGCAACAAGAUGAUCAUCGACGAGGCUAAGCGUGCGCUGCAUGAUGCCAUCUGCGUUGUGCGCAACCUGAUCAGGGAUAACCGUGUGGUGUACGGUGGUGGUGCCGCCGAGAUCUGUGCUUCGAUCGCCGUCGCGAAAAAGGCCGACGAGACCCCCACUAUCGAGCAGUACGCCAUGCGGGCGUUCGCUCAGGCCUUGGACGCGGUGCCUCUUGCCCUGGCGGAGAACUCUGGUCUCUCGCCGAUUGACACGCUUGCCGAUGUCAAGUCGAGGCAAGUAACCGAGAACAACCCCCGCCUCGGAGUUGACUGCAUGGGCAAGGGAGAGAACGACAUGAAGAAGCAGUACGUGUACGACCCGCUCAUCUCGAAGCGUCAGCAGCUCCUGCUCGCGACGCAGGUUGUGCGGAUGAUUCUGAGGGUGGACGACGUGAUCAGCAACCUGUCGUUCAACGACGAGCUGUAG
Messenger RNA from Trichosporon asahii var. asahii CBS 2479, 1638 nucleotides. RefSeq names its product T-complex protein 1 epsilon subunit. The transcript is spliced from 8 exons. Gene Ontology annotation, biological process: protein folding. Lineage: Eukaryota; Fungi; Basidiomycota; Tremellomycetes; Trichosporonales; Trichosporonaceae. Gene Ontology annotation, cellular component: chaperonin-containing T-complex. The coding region runs from base 1 to 1638 and encodes 545 amino acids. The record is from RefSeq and is a predicted model, not a curated record. Gene Ontology annotation, molecular function: ATP binding; ATP-dependent protein folding chaperone; ATP hydrolysis activity.